Nicotiana attenuata is the source of this 1787-nucleotide messenger RNA. RefSeq names its product organic cation/carnitine transporter 7. The transcript has 5 exons. Gene Ontology annotation, molecular function: transmembrane transporter activity. The coding region runs from base 175 to 1611 and encodes 478 amino acids. Gene Ontology annotation, cellular component: membrane. Gene Ontology annotation, biological process: transmembrane transport. The record is from RefSeq and is a predicted model, not a curated record. NCBI's taxonomy places the organism in Eukaryota, Viridiplantae, Streptophyta, Magnoliopsida, Solanales, Solanaceae.
ACGGGUUUGACCGAAGAGGAGUACCGGGAAUCUAGGAACCGUUGAUUUGGCUGUCAUUUCCUCCUUAAGUAGUUAGGAUCUAUGUAUUUUGCCAAAUAAAAUGGAUUUAUAAAAGAACAAACAUUUCACCUUCAAUUUGCUUUAUCCCUUUGACUCAUCGGCUCAAAUUUGGCGAUGGCACAGCAACAGCAACAAGAGGAGGAAGAUGAACUUGUAUACACACUGGAUGAAGCACUUACAUCAUUGGGUUUUGGCAAAUUCCAAUAUUUGGUGUUGGUUUAUGCUGGUCUUGGAUCUAUGGUUGAUGCUGUUGAAGUUAUGAUUCUUUCUUUUAUUGGGCCAGCUCUUAAAUCUCAGUGGGAACUUUCUUCUACCCAAGAAAGUCUUAUUACUACUGUUGUAUUUUCUGGAAUGCUUAUCGGUGCUUACUUUUGGGGCCUUGUUGCUGACAACUAUGGCAGAAGGAAGGGUCUUCUGACUGUGGCAAUAGUGACUACCAUAUCUGCAUUUCUGAGUUCCUUUUCUCCAAACUAUAUAUCACUGCUCAUUCUUCGUAUGCUGGUCGGAAUUGGUCUGGGUGGUGGGCCUGUAUAUGGAUCUUGGUUUCUUGAAUUUGUGCCUUCUAGAAACAGGGGCACAUGGAUGGUUAUCUAUUCAACUUUUUGGACAAUUGGAACAAUACUUGAGGCUUUAUUGGCAAUGACUAUCAUGCCAAGCCUAGGUUGGAGGUGGUUACUGGCUUUAUCAUCUAUUCCAUCAUUUGCAGCACUUUUCUUGUACACUUUUACAGUAGAGUCUCCUAGAUAUCUAUGUGCCAAAGGUAGAAUAAGCGAUGCACAUGAUAUCUUGAGGAAAAUAGCUAUUGUCAAUAAGACAAAACUUCCCCCUGGAAUUCUUGUUACUGAUCAAGUGACUCAUGAGCUGAAUGAGGAAUUGCUUUCCCCUGGAAAAAACAAAACCUCCAAUUUUAAAACAGGAUUGUCAUCAUUUCUAAUGCUUUUAUCCCCAAGGCUACGACGAAUUACCCUCCUCACGUGGGUGGUUUAUUUCGGGAAUUCAUUUUCCUAUUAUGGCAUUAUAUUGCUGACAUCACAGUUAAGCGCUGGGGAAAAUAAAUGCUUCUCAGUUGCUUUGAACGCGAAAAAGCACACGGGCCUCUAUAGAGAUGUGUUCAUCACUAGCCUUGCUGAACUUCCUGGGCUUCUUUUUUCAUUCUUAGUGGUGGAGAAAGUUGGUCGAAAACUUUCAAUGGCACUGAUGUAUGUCUUAGGCUUCCUAUUCCUUUUUCCGCUUGUUGUACCUCAGAAUGAGGUUCUAAGUACAGUAUUGCUAUUCGGAGCUCGUAUUUGGGUCAUAGGAACCUUCACCCUUGCUGGUGUCUACUGUCCAGAGAUUUAUCCAACCUCAGUGAGAACGACUGGUUAUGGAGUUGCGAGUUCUGUGGGGAGAAUUGCAGGGAUGGUCUCUCCUUUAGUUGCAGUGCAAUUGGUUAGAGGUUGCCAUCAAAUGGCUGCAAUCAUUUUAUUUGAAGUGGUUUUAAUUUUAUCAGCAAUUAGUGUUCUGCUCUUUCCAGUUGAGACCAAGGGACGUGAACUUGUUGAUCAUUGUUGAUUUACUAAUUAGUAGAAAGUUGUAUACCAAUUAGUAGUUGUAUUAUUGUGCUCUCCACAUUGGAGAGAAAUGGGCUUAUCUAUUACAGUUGCAGCACUCUUAAGUUAUAUUGGUACUUUAUUCAUGUUGAAUUUCGUGUUAAAUCAUUAAUACACUAUCAAUGUAUAUAAGUUAAA